Messenger RNA from Cyanistes caeruleus (blue tit), 1068 nucleotides. RefSeq lists its product as uncharacterized. The record is from RefSeq and is a predicted model, not a curated record. Gene Ontology annotation, biological process: regulation of autophagy. Gene Ontology annotation, cellular component: mitochondrion. Lineage: Eukaryota; Metazoa; Chordata; Aves; Passeriformes; Paridae.
CGGGAUCAGCUGACUGAGGCAGGGAGCUGGCGCAUGGGUUAGUGUUAGACAGCACAUCUCCCGUGCUGGAAACGGGGAGGAGGGAGCGGGCAGAGCCCUGCAGCCGGGGGAGACGACAGCGCCCGAGCCCCAGCCAUGGCACCCCGGAUCAGACUGAGCCUCUCAAAGCCUCUCCCAACCAUUCGGGAAACCCACGAGGAGGCGAUGGAGGAUCCAAGCAGCAACCCAAAGCGUGCUGGAAGUGCUGCAGCCAGCCCAGACUCGUACUCCAGCGAUGACUACAUCCAGUCCAUCUGCCACCUUGCCAGACCCACCUUCCCAGCCCUUCUGGAAAGCAGACAUAAGGGUCAGGACAGAAAGACCCUGAAGACCCUUGAAGAUGUGCCAGGUUCUCCACUGCUUGUGGGGACACAGCAGGAAAGGUCAAAAUGUAAAUUGACCAAUUUCAUCUCAAAUGUGAUGCCACUGGGAAAAGUCCCACCUGCAGAAACCGACUUUUGGUCCAGAGAGGACCCUCUGGAGCAAAUUUACACCAAUGCAGGAAAUCUUUACUCCUCCAAGGCUUCCUGCUAUGGUGAAAGUGCCAGUGCUGGUUACUCACAGUGCAACUCUUCUGCCCCAAAUUGUGACCCUCGUCCCACAGACCUGGAAGAAAAAAACACAGGAAAAACCAGUUUUCCACGAGUGUUCAAUUUUCCAAGGCUUCCCUCCCCAAGACCAGUUCAGAAAGAAGCAGUAUGCUCAGAGCUGAGGUAUCUCAGAAAGGAUGAGGGAACAGUUUUAGGGAAUAAUCACAGUCAGAAAGAAGAUGGCCCCAUGUUCAUUAGCACUGAAGGGCUAUUGGCACCCUCAGCUUUCAAUACAGCAGGCAGAGAUGAAAAAGAAGGAAAAGAAACUUCUCACUGUGACAAAAAUGUCAUGGGUGAUGUUCCCACUAAGCAGAGAUACUUCGAGUCUUUCCAGGUACCUAAAAAAGCCACCAUCCAUAACUGGAUUUCAGAGCACAGAUGCAUCUGGAAAGAAGCAAAGAUAAAAGCUUGUUUGCUCCCAGCCAUUGCUGAAGUGUGA